Pogoniulus pusillus (Red-fronted tinkerbird) is the source of this 13000-nucleotide messenger RNA. RefSeq names its product helicase with zinc finger 2 (gene HELZ2). The record is from RefSeq and is a predicted model, not a curated record. Lineage: Eukaryota; Metazoa; Chordata; Aves; Piciformes; Lybiidae. The transcript is spliced from 20 exons. Bases 243 to 8930 code for a protein of 2895 amino acids. Gene Ontology annotation, molecular function: RNA binding; 5'-3' DNA helicase activity; RNA nuclease activity.
UUGAACGCGAGGAGGCCCCAGAAACGAAAGCGGCGGCGGCGGCGGGUCCCCGGGCCCCCCCCCGAUCUCCCGGGGUCUCCCCGGUCCCCUACGGUUGCAGCGGCUUUGUCACCUCGCUCUGAUGCUCAGCAGGUACGUGGCGAGCUAGGACACAGCAGCUCCAUGGCACCUCCUUCCCCUGGCAUCACCUCGUAGGACCUUCCCGCUGCUACUUUUGCUCCGCCGAAGCUACAGUGCCAAAGAUGCCGACGGCGACCGGCCCGGCGGUGCCACUGGACAAGCUCCAGGAGCGCCUGAAGCUGCGCCUGGCCUGCUCCAAGUGCAGCGUGAGAGAGAACGAGACCACCUACCAGCUGCAGGAGGUGGAGCACAACUGCACCUACGAGAUCCUGCUGGCUCGCCGCCACCGCAAGCGCCGCUGGAGGAAGAUCUCCCGGCGGCCAGGCUUCCCCACCCCUGCCCGCUACUCCGUCUGCAAGUACUACCAGGCGGGAGUGGGCUGCAGCAAGCACCCGACCCCCUGCUCCUUCGCCUGGAGCCGCGAGGAGGCGGCGGUCUGGAACUUCGAGCGGCAGCAGCAGGUGGAGCGGCGCUGGCUGAAGGCUGCCGUGCUGCAGGCGCAGCUCGGGGGCGACCCAGGUGCCGGCCCGCGGGGCCCGAGCAGCGUGGCCGAGGAGAUCAUCAGCGAGUUCGGGGGCCAGUUCCAGGAGGUCUGCAAGCCUUGCUUCUUCGGCUGCCCGCAGCGCAUCUCGGAGGAGGGCGGGGGGCGGCUGUGCCAGUUUCACAGCCGCUGGGACCCGCUGCUGGUGCAGGCGGUGUCGGACGGCCGCAGGAAGAAGCAGUACACGGCCAUCCGGCCCUGCCCCGAGUUCAGGUCCACCUUCAGCUACUGCAGGUUUGUCUCCAGGGGCCAGCUCUGCAAGCAGGGCCUGCAGCGGUGCCGUUAUGCCCACAGCGACCUGGAGAUGGCCGUCUGGGAGGCCGAGAGGGAGCAGGGCUUGCUGCGCUCCGACCUGCUGCCGCCCGCCGACGGCUGCGGCACCAACGGCGAGCCGCUGGCGCCCGCUCCAGCCCACUUCUACUGUCGGCUCUGCCUGGUGACCUUCAGCUCGCAGGAGAGCUUCGAGAGCCACUGCUCCUCCGUGGAGCACAGGCAGAUGCUGUUGGACGACACCUCCAUCCAGUGGGUCCAUCGCGCACCGCCGCUGGGGCUGACCUCGUUCUCGCUGUGCAGCAAGAUGGAGAUGUGUGAGAUGGGGAAGAGCUGCACCAAGGCUCAUUCGGCUGAGGAGCUGCAGGAGUGGAUCCAGAGGGUGAAGAUCAAAGACAAGAAGAAGAAGCAAGCGCUGAAGGAAGGGCUCCUGUCCUACCAGGAUCGGCUGCUCAACGAGUAUCAGACCUGCUCCAACGAGGUGUUGAUUAUGGCUGAGCAAAUCAAGGGGGUGAAAGUGGUGUGUGAGCAGGACCUGCACGUGCAGUUGGACAGGAAGAAAAGUUACCAGUGGAAGUUCAAGGUCUUCUCUCAGAAGCCUCUGCAGCACGUGGCGCUCCUCAAGCGAGAGCCUGGAGCCCAUUUCUACUUCGUGAGCCAUGGAGCUUCCGAAGCCCUCUACUACAUGUGCGGGGACCAGGUGCCCGUGCUGCUCUCCAAGCCCCGCGCCGCGCUGGUGGAGGUCCACAUGGACUGCUGCACCCUGGGCAUCUUCGAGCAGUGGGUGGCCUUCGACUUCGGCAGCCGCCCCGUGCUCCUGCAGAAGAUGAGGGUGAAGGUGGGCAGGAGAGAUGCCCCCCAGCACCUGCCUGGCAGCUGGGAGGAUGCCCGGCCCGUCGACAUCGUGCGCUGGCACCGCGGCAACCGCAUCGUCGUGUCCAGCGUGACGAGGACCAGCGAGGACAUGGAACUGCUGGCCAAGUACAAGCCUCCUGCCCUCGCGCUGGACUACAGGGGGGAGGGUGGCACGACCCUGCCCAUCACCCGCCUCAACUACCGCCAGAGGAUGCACAGCUUCCUCUUCAGCGAGGAAGAAGCGGAGCAGGCUCUGGUUGCCAAACUCAACUUGCGGGUCCUCAUCUCGCUGACCUCCAUGCUGCAGAACCUCUCCUUGGGGAUGAAGAUUGCCCUGCCCGGGGAGCUCUUUGCUGAAGUGCCUACCCCAUACAACCUCUCUCCAGACACAGACGAGGGCUACCUGCUGACCAGGUCUGCGCCCACCGCCUUCCUGGCGCUCGACCCGCCCGUGGACAAGCGGGUCUACGAGGUUCUGGUGGAGCACAAGGCCACCACCGAGAAGACCAUCUGGCUGCAGAUCCCAGAGAGGUGCUGCUCGGACCUGAGCUUCCAGGCCAACACUUCCCACAGGGUGGAGAUCCAGUUCCAGAUUGACCAGCUGCUCUUUCGGCACUGGCACCAAGCCGUGGACCAGCUGCUGGAUGAGAAGCUGGUCCUGCCAGAUGUUGCCAGCUGCUCUAUCCCCUACUCGCUUGGCUCACCGCAGUGUGGCAACGUCAAGCAGAAACAAGCCAUCUCCUUCAUCACGGGCCAGACCACCAGCAGCAGGCAGGUCCCACCUCUCCUCAUCUAUGGGCCUUUUGGCACAGGGAAGACCUUCACCUUGGCCAUGGCCACCCUGGAGAUCCUCAGGCAGCGCAACGCACGGGUGCUGAUCUGCACUCACACUAACAGCGCUGCAGACAUCUACAUCCGGGAGUACUUCCACGAGUACGUGACCAACGGGCACCCCUGGGCAGUGCCCCUCAGGAUCAUCUCCCCCGACCGCCUGGUCUGCCUGACCGACUCCACCACGCAGAUGUACUGCUGCCUGUCCGACGACCUGCGCUCCUUCCGCCCCCCCACGCGGGCAGAGAUCGACAGGCACCAGAUCAUCAUCACCACCUCCACCCUCUCCAAGCACCUGAAGGUCCCCCGGGGCUACUUCAGCCACAUCAUGAUCGACGAAGCCGCCCAGAUGCUGGAGUGCGAAGCUCUGAUCCCGCUCUCCUAUGCCACGCUGGAGACCCGCAUCGUGCUGGCUGGGGACCACAUGCAGGUCACCCCCAAGCUCUUCUGCGUCAAGGAUGGGCAGUCUGCUGACCACACCCUGCUCAACAGGCUCUUCCAGUUCUACCAGAGGGAGAAGCACGAGGUGGCCAAGAAGAGCAGGAUCAUCUUCAACGAGAACUAUCGCUCCACCGCGGGCAUCAUCGAGUUCGUCUCCAAGCAGUUCUACGUUGGCAAAGGCGGUGCCAUCCAAGCCAGUGGCAAUAUCCCACCCCACCCUGAAAUGUACCCACUCAUGUUCUGCCACGUGCCUGGCAUGGCUGAGAAGGACAUCUCCAUGAUCUCCUGGUACAACACCUCUGAGAUCAUGCAAGUGACUGAGAAGGUGAAGGAGAUCUUUGAGAGGUGGCCGGAGGAGUGGGGUGCCCCAGAGCUGAAGAAGAUCUGUGUGGUCUCCCACGGGAGGCAGGUCUCUGCGAUGAGACAGGAGCUGAGGAGGAAGCACUUCCAAGAUGUGGUGGUAGAGAACUACGAGAACUUGCCAGGGCGGGAGUUCCGCGUCAUCAUCCUCAGCACGGUGCACACCACCAAGAGCCUCCACCUCGCGGCCUCGGACCACUUGGAGUUCUUCAACGAAGCCAGGGUGCUCAACACCGUCAUGACCCGGGCCCAGUCGCUGGUGGUGGCGGUGGGGGACGCCGUGGCCUUGUGCUCCCACGGGCAGUGCAGCAAGGUGUGGAAGCGCUUCAUCCAGCAGUGCAUCGAGAAGGGCAGCAUCUCCCCGGAGACCCUCACCAUGGCCCAGAUCAAGCAGGCUGCCUGCGACAAGGAGAGCUGGAGCAGGAGGAGGAGCCCAGAGCGGCGCCAGGAGGACAGCGACACCGAUUCCUCCGGUUCUGAGUCCGAGAGCAUCAAUCCCGAGGAUCCCAUCCUGCAGGAGCUCUUGGAUGAGAGCAAUAACGUGCUGGUGACGGUGUCCGAAGAAGGGCUGCUGAACGUCAAGUCUGAGGCGUCAAACCCCUGUCAGGACAGGAAGGAAUACCUCAGCUUCACCCCUCAGAUGAUGCAGCAGUACCUGCGCAUGCACCCCAAAAUGUACAAGAGGUGCGAGCUGAUCAAGGAGUGGUUCGACAAAGCUUCUGCCUUCACCCUCGACCCCCCGGGCAUGACCAUCCAGAUCAAAGGCAGAGUCAACUGCGGGACAGCCUUCACCGGGGACGAGGUGCUGGUGGAACUCCUCCAGAGCAGCACGGCUGACGGCGGUAGCCACCACCCUCAGGGGAAGGUGGUGGGCGUCUUCAGGCGUGCCGAGAUAGAGCGGACCUUCAUCUGCAUGAUGGACGAGUUCGACCCCCGGGUGAUGAUACCCAUCGACCACACCGUCACCAAGAUCUUCGUCCCGGGGCUGAAGGAGAAGCCCAACGCCAUCCCCAUCCGCAAGCUGGUCCACGGCAAGUACAACGUGGUCAGAUGUGAGAAGAUCAGGCAGGACAAGAGGCAGUGCCAGAUCUUCUGCGUCCGGGUUAUCUCGUGGCGGGAAGGCUUCUACUACCCCCUGGGGGUGGUAACGGAGGUGCUGCACAUGGCGCUGACUUUGGAGGAAGGCUUGAAGAUCCUGGACCUGGAUUACGAUUUGAAGAGGAGCUACCCAGCUGCUGUCACUAAGGAGUUGAGCAGCUACGCCUCCAGCAGCAAAGUCAACCUCAGCAAGGAGAAGCGGCAGGACUGCCGGCAUUACAGGACCUUCACAGUCGACCCCCAAGGCGCCAGGGAUUUGGACGACGCCAUCAGCGUCAGGGACCUGGGAUCGCGCUAUGAGAUCGGGGUCCACAUUGCAGAUGUUGCCGGCGUCAUUCCCAAAGGCAGUGCCUUGGACCAGGAGGCCAAGAGGCGGGGAGUCACCUACUAUGCUCCCAACCAGGAGCCCGUGUGCAUGUUCCCACCGCACAUCAGCCACGACGCCUGCAGCCUGCUGCCGGAGAGGGAGCGCCGGGCGAUCUCCUUGUUUGUCACCGUCCAGAAGAGCAACAACGAGAUGCUGGAGAGCAUCUUUGCCACCUCCGUGAUCCGCUCGGAGAGGCAGCUGUCCUACGAAGAGGCAGAGCGCUGCAUUAGGGAGCACUACAAGGGGGAAGCAGGGCCCCUUUGCUUUGGCACCCUGGAGGACUGCGUAGCUGUGGCCUACCACUUCUCCAGGGUCCACCGGAAGUAUCGGCUGCAGGACGACUGCUUCUAUGAGCGGUUGGAUGAGGAGAUCUCCCCAGGCAACAGAGGAGCCCAUCAGAUGAUAGAGGAGUUAAUGAUCAUGUUCAACAGUUUUGUGGCCGAGUUCCUCACCAACCAGGAGGACACCAGAAGCGUCACUCCUCUGCGGUGUCAGUGCGAGCCCUGCCCUCAGCAGAUCGCGCACAUGAGAAACAGGUGCAGCCACCUCCUGCCUUUGUCCAUCCACCUCUCGCACCACCUGGGGCAGCUGCUUCCCGACGAAGACUACCCUCCAGACCUGCCUCCUGACGAAAACUACCCUCCAGACCUGCCUCCCGACGAAGACUGCCCUCCAGACCUGCCUCCUGACGAAGACUACCCUCCAGACCUGCCUCCCGACCAAGACUGCCCUCCAGACCUGCCUCCCGACCAAGACUGCCCUCCAGACCUGCCUCCCGAUGAAGACUGCCCUCCAGACCUGCCUCCCGAUGAAGACCGCCCUCCAGAUCUGCCUCCCGAUGAAGACUGCCCUCCAUACGUGGAGUUCUCUCUCCUGGCCUCCGUCUGGGAGCACUUGCAGUUGGCCGCCAAAGUGCGUGACUUCAGCAAGAUGCUGGACCUGGUGGUCACCGACGACAUCCACCCCACGCUGGCCCCCGUGGCCCUGGAGUUCAGGAGGCUGCUGAGCCGCUCCUAUUUCAGCCGCUCCAACUCCAGCGUGCAGUCAAAAGCUGGCCACUACUCCCUGCACGUCGACUCCUACACCUGGGCAUCCUCGCCCAUCCGGCGCUACGUGGACGUGGUGGUGCAGCGGCACCUCCACGCCGCGCUCCGCAGGCAGCCCAUCCUCUACUCUGCCGCCGACAUCGAGCUCCUCUGCCACGACUUCAACAGGAAGAGCUCCCAGGCCACCAUGUACGAGAAGAAAGCUCGCUACCUGCAGAUGGCCACCCAGCUGAAGAGGCAGGCCCUGCAGAAGUUCGCCUUCGUGGUGGACGUCGAAGGCAGCAGCAACUACUUCCAAGUCUUGUUUCCGAUGAACAAAGAGACCAUUCCAGACCCUCAGAAGAUCAGCUACAGGUCCCUCCAUCUGAUGGAGCAGCCCCUGUUCAUCGAGGAGGGGAACAGCGUCGUGUUGACGUGGAAGAGGAGGAUGUACUCUGUCAGUACCUUUAAGGCGCACUGCCUGCAGGAAGGAGCUCUCCUUGACCACAGCGUCACUCUGACCAACACUCAAACUUGGCAGGACUUGUUGGCAGCCAUCAGGAGGGAGAAUUUUGAGGCUGCUGCCACCAGCCUCUUAGAAAAGAAGGAGAAGGUGUACCAAAAACACUUGGGCAUGGUGAGGAAGAGUGACUGCUUGCACUACGUGGAGCUGAUCCUGGAGCUAUGCGCCGGGGACACGCUGCGCUUCCAGCUCACCACCGACGUCCACCGAGGCUUCCUGGUGCCCUUCGUGCAGCUGUGGUGCGUGACGCCAGGCUUCGACGUCUGCCUCCAGCACGCCGACAAGCCCAUCGAGUGCUUCUCGGCCUGUGCCACCCUGCCAUCCAAGGCCCACUACCAGGACGCCCUGGAGUACUCCAAGGUGUGGCUGCCCAUGAGCUCCAUGGAGUCGACGCUGUGCGCCGUGGCCGAAAACGAGUCCAUUGUCCUCCACGAUGUCCCCAUCGUCUGGGCACGGCCAAGGACAAGCCGAGAAAAGCUGCAGGGGAGAUUCACCCUCACCAAGGAGUGCUUGGACGAGUGCUCCAUCCAGGUGGACUUCAACAACUGCUUUUUGUGCAUUCGCUCAGGUGGGCUGGAGCUGGAGAACCCUCAGAGCGAGGAGGAAUGCCUCAGCCAGGGCCUCCAGAAUCUGACUUUCUGUAACAAGGGCAGGGCAGAGAGCAAGUUUGAGGUCGACCCAAACACCUACACCUGGGUGGCUCAUGGCGUCAGCGAAGAGUUUGGUGGCAGUCAGAAGCUGGACAGGUCCUCUGAGCAGAUUGUGAACUUUUCCAUCCACCACAUGUCCAUGGAGAACAUCCCCGAGAAGAUCUUCCACUCUUCUGCCAGCUUCACAGUGGAGCUCAUCCCAAAGAUGCUGCCGGAUGUGCGGAAAGAAAAGGCAAUCUGGAAGCUCAGGUUUGCUUCUCAGCUUGCCAAGAGCAUUGCCCUUGGCCACGACCCUCCUAGGAGAGAGCCCAGGCCCCGCAUCCUGCAGCAGGCAUCCUUUGGCAUCCCUAACGGAAGAACUCUCAACCAGAGCCAGACCCAGGCUGUGCUGCGUGCUCUGAAAGAACCUUUCACAGUCAUCCAGGGCCCUCCAGGCACAGGGAAGACAGUGGUUGGCAGCCACAUUGUCUACUGGUUCCACCAGCUGAACCAGGACAACUCUGAGGGGCCACCGAGCUCUCCAGACGAAGAGGAGCUGGGGAGGAAGUGUGUCCUGUACUGUGGCCCCUCCAACAAGUCUGUCGAUGUCGUUGCUGCGAUGCUGCUGCACACAUAUAGUCUGAAGCCCCUGAGGGUCUACGGGGAGGCCAUCGAGGCCAUGGAGUACCCAUACCCAGGCAGCAACCGGCACCUCUGCUGCAGGACCCUGCGCGACACCAAGCCCAAGCAGGAGCUCAGUAACAUCAUCCUGCACCACCGCAUCCGGUGCCCACCCAACCCCUACUGGCAGAGGAUCUGUGACUUCGACGCCCGUGUGCGGAGGGGAGAGGAGAUCACGGAGCAAGAAACAAAGAGGCACAAAAAGACCUUGACAGCUGCUCGUAAAUACGAGCUGGAGAAACACGAUGUCAUCCUCUGCACCUGCUCUGCUGCUUCUGCCCCCUCCCUGGAGAAGCUCAACAUCAGGCAGGUCAUCAUUGAUGAGUGUGCCAUGGCCACAGAGCCCGAGACCCUCAUCCCCUUGGUCACCCACAGCUAUGCUGAAAAGGUUGUUUUGCUUGGGGAUCACAAACAGCUGCAGCCUGUGGUCAAACAUGACCUCUGCAAGACCCUUGGCAUGGAAACCUCUCUCUUUGAGCGCUACCAGGCACAGGCUUUGAUGCUGGACACUCAGUACCGCAUGCACAAGAACAUUUGUGAGUUCCCAUCCCAGGAGUUUUAUGAAGGGAGGCUGAAAACUUCACCCCAGCUGAAUCCCAGUCCCAGCGCCUUCUGCCACAGGGACAGCACCUCCUGCCCCAUCAUCUUUGGGCACGUGGAGGGGAAGGAGCAGAGCCUCAUUGUUUCCACUGAAGAAGGGAAUGAGAACUCCAGAGCUAACCUGGAAGAAGCAGAGCAUGCGGUGCGGCUGGCGAAGCAGCUGGCACUAGAUGGCGCCAUCGGGCCGCAGAACGUCGCCAUCCUCACCCCCUACAACGCUCAAGUGGCAGAGAUCAACAAGAGGCUCCAGGAGCACGGCAUGUUCAGGGUGACUGUCUGCACCAUCAUGAAGAGCCAAGGCAGCGAGUGGCGCUACGUGAUCCUGUCCACCGUGCGCUCCUGCCCCCGCUCCGACAUCGACUACAAGCCCACCAAGAGCUGGCUGAGUAAGUACCUGGGCUUUGUGGCCAACCCAAACCAGAUCAAUGUGGCCAUCACACGAGCUCAGGAAGGACUCUGCAUCAUAGGGAACCGCUACCUGCUGGAGUGCAACCCUUUGUGGAGGAGACUUCUGCAGCACUACAGGCAGCGCAACUGCCUCACAGCAGCCCGCAAUAUCGACGUGAGGAGGACUCCACCCCCAAGAUAAUCCUUCUCUACCUGAAUGUGUGCCUUGGGAAGGAGGCAACCUUUCCAUGAUGCACUGCCCUGUGGAGCCAAGGACAAGGGGGGGAGCUGGGAUCUUCCCCUGUGUGGUGCCAGCUCCAGCGCCCGCUGUGGCAUCUCGAGGGCUGGGGUUUGAAUCAGGGCAGCCUUGGACACAGGAACUUCCAUGCUCUAACCAACCAAGAAAGGCAUGGGGCAUGGCUGGCUGGGACUGCCUGUCUCAUGGUGAGAUGCUCAGCAGAGCCCCAUCCUAACCCACCCCCCCCCAGCAGCUGCGCUGUGAGGACCAAGGUCCAGUUGUCAAGGCUGGGAGCAACCACACUCAGCAGAGCCAAGCAGCAAGAUGCCACUCACCACAGAGGACCAAGGCUCCUGGGUGCCUCCACUCAGAUGCAAACCUAAGGCCAGGGGAGCUUUCUUUUUUAAUGCUUCUCAUUGCUCCAAGCAGAAAACCAACAUGGGGUUUGGGUUUGGUUUUAGAAACGAAGGAAGCAAGCAAAAGAGACCCCCCCCCAGGUACCUCUUCCUUUGUCUGACUCUCUGAGCAUGUGAAUGCCUCAGAGCCAAGGCCAAGCUGGGCUUGUGAACAGCUUCAUUUCUCCUCUCUACAAAGGAGAUUGUCCUUAGCAGUGUGAAAUGCAUGAGGAGCAAGGACAGCUCCUGCCAGGAGAAGCUGGAAUUGGUAGGCAGAUUUGAAGCCCUUCUGGGGUUCAGUUGAGUUCUCCUCUCAGAGCUCCCCUCCCCCCUCUGGUUUUUUCCCUACCCCAUAUAUAUACACACACUUUUUUUUAAAAAAGCUGCUGAUAAUUUAUUGGUUUUUACCUUCUGUGCAUUCAUGUCCCAGUCUCAGGGGCUGAGCUUUGAAGGGAGGUGCUGGGACAGCUGAGGAAUGGCUCACAGCCUCCUCUGGAGGCUGUCACAACUCACCUGGACGUGGUGAUCCUGGGGCAAGCUGCUGUGGGCUGCCCCUUGCUCUAGCAGGGGGGGUUGGACUGGCUGAUCUCUGGCUGAUCUCCAGAGCUCCCUUCCAAGCCCCAGCACGCUGAGGGGAGGGGGCUGGAAUAUGUCUGUAUCAUGGAUUUGGAAUCUGAAGCAGCCAAGCUGCUGUGAAGUGGAAGCUGUGUGGUCAGAAGGCUGCUUUAGCCUGGCCACAUCUGGCUGCUGCAGGUGUGGAGCAGCCCAGUGGUGCUCUCUGCUGAGCCAUGGAGCUGCCUUUGGGUGGUCCUUGUGAGGGAGAGCUGCCUCCUCCCUCUGCUCUGAAUGUAUGAAGUGCCUGCUGCAGCUCUGCCCAAGCCCACAUGCUUGGCUGGCUCUAGAUGUCCACAUGGGAUGAAGCCAAGGGGCAAUGCAGGCUCUCAACCCUCCCUCCUUGGCCAGUGUGAGAGGUCCCCAUGAUCUUCCCAGGGCUGUGGCAGGCAUGGGUUUGGUCCUGUGUUUGCCACUGGCUCUUGCCAGGGUGAAGGAAGUAUGCAAUAAGAAAGCCUUGUGUCUGGAGAAGUCCUUCCUCAGUGCUGUGGUUCUUCUGCUGACUCUCUGGUAGCCCUGACUCAAGACCUUCUGGAGGAGCUGGGCUGCUCUCUUCCUUAUUUGAAGCUCUCUUCCUGCUCUUCUGCACUGGCUGGGUGGGAUCUGUAGGCUAGAACCCACCCAGCCUUGCUCUUGUCUUAGGCUGGUGAUUCCACCAGGGCCAGAACCCCCUUGGAAGUGCCUCCUGCUGGUUCUAAAGGUGCCUGAUCAAAGCUGGACGAGGAAACAAAGUUCCUUGUGCCCCUCAGAAGUCAUCCCAGGUGGGAUCCUGAAAGGUGCUGACUUGGCAGAGGUGGCUGCCAUGCCAAAAGGAGCUUGGGUGGGGAUCCUUCUGAGGCCUGCUGCAAUGCACUCACCUAUCUCCAAGGAGGACUGUGGAGAGCUGCAAAAGGUGCUGGAGAACUUCAGCAUGGUGCCAGCAGCCUUCUACCCAAGCCACCUUGGUCCCUCUAGAAGCAGUGGCUCCUGUUUUUAUGGUCUGAUGUGUGUGGAGAGCUGCAAAAGGUGCUGGAGAACUUCAGCAUGGUGCCAGCAGCCUUCUACCAAGUCCACCUUGGUCCCUCUAGAAGCAGUGGCUCCUGGUUUUGUGAUCUAAUGUGUGUGGAGAGUCCUGUCCCUGUUGGCUGGGUUGGUUUUCUGCUCAUUUCAUGACUUGGGGCACACCUGCAGCUUCCUCCCCAACUCCUCCAAGUGGAGUGGCUCAGUCCAGCACUCCUGGAGGAAGGGUUUGGGCCAUGUGUUUGCAAAGAGCAAGAGAAAGAGCUCACAAAACAUCUCAGUGAGGGGAAAAAAGGCCUUGACAGUUACUGCUUGGAAGGUAAAGGCCAACCUGAAAUGCUUUGCUUGGCCACCUCUGUGCUGCAAGAUGCUGGGUUUGGGUUGUUUUUUUUCCUCACCCCUCUGAAGAUGCAUUUUGUAACUGAUGGUUGGAAAAUGCUGCCCUAGGCCAGCCAAGCAGCAGGAAGAGCCAAGCUGGGCUCUCAGCAGGUACCUGCAGAGGUGGUGGUGGAGCAGCAGCAGUCAGGGGCAGAGGAAAGUGCAAUUAACUCAACGUUUCCUAGGCUGUUGGUGAGAGCUGAGUGUUGUCUUCUUGCCUUUGUGCUCAUGGGUGGAGAGAGCCCCAGGAUGAAAGCAGCUCAGAGCAGCCUGGUCUGGUCUGCAGAGAGAGCUCUGAAAUGCCUUUGGGAAGAGUUGGAUGUUCAAGCACAUCUUUACUUCAUUUGCAAAGCCCCAAACCUGCAGCAGGAAGCCCCUUGGCAGCAUGGUGCACAGAGCAUGUCCCAUCACAGGCUCUGCCCUCAGCUCACAGACAGCAGCAGCAGUGCUGGAGGACACAAACCUGCCUCAUCCAAGAGGAUCACUUCAGUUCCUAGAGCUAGCUAGGAGCAAGUCUCAGCCUGGGCUGAUCCCUGUGGCUGUGGAGUGCUCCUGAGCCCAGCAGGAGCAAGUCUCAGCACGUGGCUGCAGAGCCCUGAGUGCUCCUGAGCCCAGCAGGAGCAAGCCUUAGCCUGGGCUGAUCCCUGUGGCUGCAGAGUGCUCCUGAGCCCACCAGGAGAAAAUCUCCUAGUGGGCUGAUCCCUAUAGAUGCAGAGCCCUGAGUGCUGCUGAGCCCAGCAGGAGCAAGCCUCAGCCCUGUGACUGCUGAGCCCAGCAGGAGCAAGCCUCAGCCCUGUGACUGCUGAGCCCACCAGGAGCAAGCCUCAGCCCUGUGGCUGCUGAGCCCAGCAGGAGCAAGCCUCAGCCCUGUGACUGCUGAGCCCACCAGGAGCAAGCCUCAGCCCUGUGGCUGCUGAGCCCACCAGGAGCAAGCCUCAGCCCUGUGGCUGCUGAGCCCACCAGGAGCAAGCCUCAGCCCUGUGGCUGCUGAGCCCACCAGGAGCAAGCUUCAGCCCUGUGACUGCUGAGCCCACCAGGAGCAAGUCUUAGCCUUGUGGCUGCAGAGCCCUGAGUGCUCCUGAGCCCACCAGGAGCAAGCCUUAGCCUGGGCUGAUCCCUGUGGCUGCAGAGUGCUCCUGAGCCCAGCAGGGGCAAGCCUUAGCCUGGACUGAUCCCUGUGGCUGCAGAGUGCUCCUGAGCCCAGCAGGGGCAAGCCUCAGCCCUGUGGCUGCAGAGCCCUGAGUGCUGCUGGGGAUGGAGGUGGACUUGCAGAGAUCUAGGAGGAGCAAUCCUCUGCUUGGCUUCAGCAAGGGCUAGUUUGGAGGGUUUGGAGAGAUCUGUGUAGGACAAUCAACUACUGCAAUAAAUUGGUCUUCAUUCAGUGUACUUUUUGGGGGGGGGUCAUCAAGUGUGACUGAAGGACCUGGAGGCUUGGCAGGUUUUUACCUUUUCUAUCUCUCUGACUUGCAGCAGACCUCAGAUGAUGUUUUGGAUACAAAUAUUUUUACCUGCUUCUAUCAUUUCUAAGAAUGAACCUUAACAGUUUCUCUCUCUCUCUCUCUCUCUCUCUCUUUUUUAAUAAAUAUUUAAGCCAUAAUGGUUAAAAAAAAAUAAUCAUCUGAAUUUAUUUAAUGAAUAAAUUUUAUUACU